Messenger RNA from Penicillium cataractarum, 1032 nucleotides. RefSeq lists its product as uncharacterized. Gene Ontology annotation, molecular function: transmembrane transporter activity. The transcript has 5 exons. Gene Ontology annotation, biological process: transmembrane transport. The coding region runs from base 1 to 1032 and encodes 343 amino acids. Lineage: Eukaryota; Fungi; Ascomycota; Eurotiomycetes; Eurotiales; Aspergillaceae. The record is from RefSeq and is a predicted model, not a curated record.
AUGUCCUCGGCGCAGGCGCCCUUGGAAGUUUUACCUACAUCUACGAUGACGGAGAAGCAGGUUGUGAAGGGGGCGGCACAGGAGAAGAGUGGGAGUAAUGCGCCUGCGGCGGCAAGCAAGUCAAAUUACAAAGGGUUUGUGGCUGGCGUGUUUUCAGGGAUUGCAAAGUUGAGUGUUGGACAUCCGUUCGAUACUGUCAAGGUUCGACUUCAGACUAGCAAGGAUGCGCACUUUAAGGGACCUUUGGAUUGUACGUUACAGACGGUGCGCAAGGAGGGUGUGCGGGGUUUAUACAAGGGUGCUUCACCACCGCUGGUCGGAUGGAUGAUGAUGGAUUCUGUAAUGCUGGGAUCUUUGACGUUAUACCGAAGACUGCUUCUAGAGAAUGUCUUCUCGAAGCCCGAACUCCGCCGAUACAUGCCCUUCUCGCGCAGUACCGAUCUAUCAACACUCCCCUCCUUCGGCCAUGGUAUUGCUGGUAUCCUGGCUGGUACGACAGUCAGCUUUAUCGCCGCUCCGGUCGAGCACAUCAAGGCUCGAUUACAAGUACAGUAUGCAGCGGAUAAAUCCAAGCGCAUGUACAGCGGACCAAUCGACUGUCUGCGCAAAAUGCUCCGCACACACGGCAUCAGCGGUGUAUACCGCGGCCUCUUCGCCACCAUGUUCUUCCGCUCCUUCUUCUUCUUCUGGUGGGGAUCCUACGAUGUCCUCACCCGCUACAUGACCAACAACACAAACAUGUCCGCUCCUGUAAUCAAUUUCUGGGCUGGUGGAAUCUCGGCCCAAAUCUUCUGGUUGACAUCCUACCCCUCCGACGUGGUGAAACAGCGCCUGAUGACAGACCCGAUGGGCGGGGCCCUGAAUGAUGGGCAAAGACAGUUCCAUAGCUGGAAGGAUGCUGCUCGGGCUGUUUGGCGGGAACGUGGGUGGAGAGGGUAUUGGCGGGGAUUCGUGCCGUGUUUCCUGAGGGCGUUCCCGGCGAAUGCUAUGGCUUUGGUUGCAUUUGAAGGCGUGAUGAGGACCUUGCCUUAA